Molecule: messenger RNA, 231 nt
Organism: Serpula lacrymans var. lacrymans S7.9
Lineage: Eukaryota; Fungi; Basidiomycota; Agaricomycetes; Boletales; Serpulaceae
Exons: 2
Biological process (GO): autophagy; peptidyl-serine phosphorylation; autophagosome organization
Cellular component (GO): autophagosome; cytoplasm
Molecular function (GO): ATP binding; protein serine/threonine kinase activity
Source: RefSeq, a predicted model, not a curated record
CUGAAGAUAGCAGAUUUUGGAUUUGCCAGGUCGUUGCCAAAUGCAAUGAUGGCAGAGACUCUAUGUGGUUCACCGUUAUACAUGGCUCCAGAGAUUUUGCGAUAUGAAAAAUACGAUGCCAAGGCCGAUCUAUGGAGUGUUGGGGCAGUACUUUACGAGAUGGCAGUUGGAAAGCCACCAUAUCGUGCAAUGAAUCAUGUCGAGUUGUUGAAGAAGAUCGAGCACUCGAAA